Strongylocentrotus purpuratus (purple sea urchin) is the source of this 864-nucleotide messenger RNA. Its product is annotated as adhesion G protein-coupled receptor E3-like. The transcript has a single exon. NCBI's taxonomy places the organism in Eukaryota, Metazoa, Echinodermata, Echinoidea, Camarodonta, Strongylocentrotidae. The record is from RefSeq and is a predicted model, not a curated record. Bases 42 to 437 code for a protein of 131 amino acids.
GCCUUCGACGUUUCCAGAAUGCGGUGUGUAUCCUGAUCCUGAUGGGCUUAACGUGGUCUCUGGGUUACCUGAGUAUCAUCCGACCGGCCAGUGAGGUUGUCCAAGGAAUCUUCACCAUCCUCAACUCUCUGCAGGGGUACUUCAUCUUCAUGUUGUACUGUGUGCGCCAGCCUCAGGUUCGCAGGAUAUGGCGCUCACAGUUCAGCUGCUGCUUGUCGAAGUCUGUUGCGGCGUCUGGCGGCUUCACUUCAAGCUCUGGACAAACUAAUUCUACGAACAGGAACAGCUCGGCCAAGCUCAGGGGACAGAGAGGCAACCAAAAUGCAGGGCUGAUGUCUAACUUCGAUUCCAGUGGGUUCCAACAGGAUACAAUAAUGCGUACCCCACCUGAGAGACUGCCUAGAGCUGCUUACCAAAACGAUGGUGCCGAGUGGUGAUUUGAUACAUUUAAUGAAGCUUGAUGAAUGUUUAAAAGAUAGAUUGUGUUUUGUUCAUAACUACACAGAAAUAAUGUCGGUGAUUUAAAGACACAAGUAGUAAUGAUUUGAAAACAGUAACCCAUGCAGUCUUUCAACUAACAAAACAAUUGUGUUUUUCAACUAGCAUCAUGCAAUGUAUUUCAACAUGUUAAUAACUGUAUACAUAAAAGGUCAAUGGGGAUAUUAGAAGGGAAUACCAGUUGACCAUAUUUGCAGAGUAAAUUCAGCAUCUAGCAAUGAAUGUUAAAUUGAUAUUGAUGGAGCGGAGUCGGUGAUUAUCAACUUUCUUGUUUAUUUAUACAUCACAUAAUAAAUGUAGUCAUCAAAAAAUUCCCUAUUUCAUCUAUAUUUCCAAUAUACCUAUUUCGACAUAAACGUAAAGGUG